CAUACAACGAUCGACCGACGUUAGCCACUGGCAACGAUGACAACGACCACACCACUUACACAAACCACAUUCACAGUGCGAAAGAUGACGGGACGACGAAUCUCCAAGUUCUCCACUAUCCUGCUGUUCUGCGCCGCUUUGCUGCUGACCAAGUCCUGCGGCAUCCUGGCGCUCAGCGGCGACGGUUCGGUGUCCCAGGAUGUAGGUAAGGCAGAGCCCUGGACCGAAACCACUACCAUUCAGCCAACUGAGGAUGGCAGCGGAUCUGGUGGCUGGGAAUUGACCACUGAGGCGGACACUACUCCUUCAAAUGAGGAAACAACUGCUGCCAAUGAGGAGACCACCAUUUCUGAUGAGGAGACUUCUACAGCUGACUCUGAGGAUGAGGAGACCACCACUGCUGCUCCAGAAACCACACCAGCUGACCAGGAAAGCUCUUCCUCAGCUCCUGAAACUACAUCUGCUUCUGAGAGUUCAUCCGUUCCUGAUGAAACCACUUCCGCUCCUGAAGAGACUACUUCUGCUCCUGAAGAGACCACUUCUGCUCCUGAGGAGACCACAUCUGCUCCUGAGGAGACCACAUCUGCCCCCGAGAAAACCACUUCUGCUGCGGAGGAGACAACCACCGUUGAACCUGCCCAACCGGAUACCACCAUUGCACCCACACCUCCCCCUUUUCAAUGCCAGACGGCUGGACUAUUUCCAGACAACAGUGGCGAUUGCCGGCGUUACCAUAACUGCCUAUUUAAUCCCUUACUGCGACAGCUCCAGGACAUCGAGCUUACCUGUCCAGCAUUGACCGUCUUCUCGCCGAGCCUGGGUAGAUGUGUCAGGGAUUUGGCCGAGUGCCAGGAGGAUAGCUUCUCAUGUUUGGCCGUGGGAAAAUUUGCUGGACACGAUGAGACCUAUUACUAUAACUGCGUGGCCAGUUUGCAGGGUGGAUUCCACAAGUUCAUUGUACGAUGCUCCAGUGGCCAGAGAUUCGAGCCCUUGAUUGGAGGAUGCUGGCGCUACGACUGGACACAGAUUGUGCCCGGACAGGAGGCAACAGAGGUCAGUGAUCUGGCUGCCAUCAAGAGGGAACUAAAACUGUACAAGGCCGAACAGAAGCUGCGCCUAAAGGCCCAGAAGGAGCAAGAGAAGCUGGCCAAGAAGCAGCAGAAGCUAGAGGAGAAGGCUGCCAAGAAGGCGGCCAAGGAGCUGGCCAAGCAGCAGGCAAAGGCCGAGAAGGAGAAGGAGAAGGCCAAGGGCAAGAGCGAGUCCAUUGAGAGUACCGAGUCCGAGGAGUAAAAUCAGGCAACUCCAAGAUCCUUUUCCUUCAGAUAAACUAAUCCAUCUAUGUUGGUCCUUUGUUCUAGUCUAGUUAAAUUAUCUUUCCUUUUUUUUUUGUGUUAACAUUUUUAUUGCUUUGUGGUGUAAAUAAAGAUUAAAAGAGAAA
Molecule: messenger RNA, 1438 nt
Organism: Drosophila eugracilis
Lineage: Eukaryota; Metazoa; Arthropoda; Insecta; Diptera; Drosophilidae
Gene: Mur18B
Product: mucin-5AC
Exons: 2
Coding region: 37-1290 (417 amino acids)
Cellular component (GO): extracellular region
Molecular function (GO): chitin binding
Source: RefSeq, a predicted model, not a curated record